Messenger RNA from Echinococcus granulosus, 915 nucleotides. Its product is annotated as Phosphatidylinositol N-acetylglucosaminyltransferase subunit C. The transcript has 6 exons. Gene Ontology annotation, cellular component: glycosylphosphatidylinositol-N-acetylglucosaminyltransferase (GPI-GnT) complex; membrane. The record is from RefSeq and is a predicted model, not a curated record. Gene Ontology annotation, biological process: GPI anchor biosynthetic process. The coding region runs from base 1 to 915 and encodes 304 amino acids. NCBI's taxonomy places the organism in Eukaryota, Metazoa, Platyhelminthes, Cestoda, Cyclophyllidea, Taeniidae.
AUGCUUUAUGAAGAAAGGACCGCUCCAGAUAACUGGGUGGCGUCUGAUUUUCUAAUACGUCUGCAAAGAAAUGUUAAUCUACAAGUAUUUGACCUGUCAACUAUUAUGCUUUAUUCGGGACUGGUCUUUCAGCAACUGUGCAGAAGCAUUUGCCUCUUCGUGACUUCUUUCAUCUUUUUGCUCUGGAAACGAGUGACCCCCUACUAUCUAGCCAUAGUCAUUCUUCUGACAGCUGUGUUUGGCUUCAUGCUGUGGUUCUUUUUGGUCCUAUCGUCGGAUGAACGGAAUCUCAAGGCACUUUCUACUCCUCUGCGCACAGGACUCAUAAUUCUGGUCUUUAGUUCGGCUUUGGCUCCUGUUCUGCAUUCUCUCUUGGAUACUGUCUCGACUGACACAAUUUACGCAAUGACUUCUAUAUUACUCUUCUUGAAUUUCGCUUCGCUUCCCUACGCCAACGGAAUGCGUUCUUCCCGAGUCGAUGGCACUACCGACUCCAAUAUUGUCUCCGUAGCGACAGGCUUCCUCGCUUCACUUUGUAUGGCCAGCCGCUUACCAGGACCUAAAGAAACGCUUCUUUUGAUUAUAUCUGCCACUCUUGUUUUCGCCACGUGGCCCACCAUUCGCCAUCGUAUACAGGUCUGCAAAGGUAAGAAGACCCGAUUUGGUUUUACCCUAGGAAUGGGCGCGGCGGCUGCUUUGAGCCUUUUGCCAUUUUUCUUCGAUGAUGAGAUCGAAUCUGUCUAUAAGGGCCUCAUUGCCACUGCAACCCUUUUGUCAACGUUCCUUAUCAAUUUCGGUAUACCUUUUAUCUUCUACAAGAUGCAAUCCAUCAAGUCCCUCACACUGCGCGCGCAUGUUCCGAGUAAUCUGGAGUCUUUGACCAGGAUAGAUGAGGAGUCCCCAUUGAGGGCCUAG